This is a messenger RNA of Raphanus sativus (radish), 3360 nucleotides long. Its product is annotated as fructose-bisphosphate aldolase 4, cytosolic. Lineage: Eukaryota; Viridiplantae; Streptophyta; Magnoliopsida; Brassicales; Brassicaceae. Gene Ontology annotation, cellular component: cytosol. The record is from RefSeq and is a predicted model, not a curated record. The coding region runs from base 1992 to 3071 and encodes 359 amino acids. The transcript has 3 exons. Gene Ontology annotation, biological process: fructose 1,6-bisphosphate metabolic process; glycolytic process. Gene Ontology annotation, molecular function: fructose-bisphosphate aldolase activity.
UCAAACCUCCGCCGCUCAAACUUAACGCCAGCUCCGGCCCGGCUUUUGCCGGUGUCGGGAGCUCUCCUUCUUCUCCCUUUCCUCUUUUCUUUUUGCUCUCUUCACCACCAUCUCAUUCCUGUGUCGAUAUGCUCGGUGUUCUGUGUUUUACGGGAGCUCGGCUCGAGAUUCGACGAUGACAGUCACUUCCUUUCCAUGGAGCAGCGGCGAGACACAAGGCGCGACAGUGGUGGAAAGGGUCGGCUUUUAGGACUGAAGGCUCUCAUCAGAUCUGGUUUUCUCCUUUAAGAUCUGUUGAGUCUCUUCCAUGGCGACGGUGCGGGACUCAGGAAGACGCCUCCUCCUCCACGAUGCUGCUUUCCUGUGCGGCGGUGGACCUUCAGAGGAGUGUUUUAAUAGCGAGGAAAAGCGAUAUGGGUCUCCACUUCUCGGAGCUAACAUGAGGCAAGGCUUCGCGCCGACAGAGUGUCAACCGGAGGAGUGGAUUUGGUGGUGGUCCUGGCGGAGCUCGACAUCCCAGCAUCGGCGAUGAGUCUCUGAUUCUAACCGGUGGUUCAUGCUUCGCAUCCUUGAAAACUGUUAGACCGGUUCCCGUAUAUGUCGUCAAAGUCCGCCUUUUCAUUCAGGCCGUUCUGGUCUGUUUUUCGAUCUAGACAAGUUUUGUUGGUGCCUUUGGUCUAGUCUGGAAUGCGCCUGAGGCGUGGUCACUGUUGGUACAUGGACUGCAUUCUUAUCACUUGGCGACCAAUGUUGGGGUUGGAAAUUGAUGCCCGGGAAAGACUAUUGAUUGCUAGCAAUUCUUUGUUUUUGGAUUAUUAGGUUUAAAGUAGAGGUGUAAGACAAGGUGAAGAAGCCUUAGUCUCGAGCUUUCUGGGAUCUUUUGUGUGAGAUCAUGCGUCUUUAGGUGAUGCUGUGGUGGUCAUGUGCAGCAAUCUGAUUUUUUGGUACCAGCUACGUCGGACUACAAGUGAAGUAUCUCAUUUUAGGAUAGUUCAGAAAGUUUAGGGAUAGCUUUGUAACCUUGUUGUCUAGAGGUAGAAUUAGUUGGUUCUCGGCUAAGGAGCGGAUUCUAAACCUCGUCGGUGACGGAUUCUCACCGGAUUUGCGCUGUAAGGCGAUGAGAUGUUGGGCCGGGCCUACCACUCUAAUCUUUAGGAGCCCAAUGUCAGGAGCGGAUUUGUAAUCCGGUUUUAAUUUUGUUGUAGUCAAGUGUUUAGAAUUGUCGUCUCGUUUUGGUCUAAGUAGGGGUUAAGAGACGGUUCAUCUCGGGUCGUGAGAAGAACUCGUCUUAUUGUGGUGAAAAAUACACUGACGAAUUAGAUUGGGUAGUCUAGGAUCCAAACCAGUUUCGACUCCAGUGUUCCUAGGCGUUACUAGAUCUCGUCGGUUGUAUGUUGGGUUUAAAAUCUCUUGAGGUUGUAAUCCUGUAUUCACAUUUGGCUAAUGAAAAGUUGAUGUUGAGUUAAAAAAAAAAAGAAUAUUGUCUUCUUGCUGAUGAACUUUUUACCUAUCCAAACUAAAUUAAUUAUUACUGGAAAGGUAUUUGGAUAGAUCUUUGAUGGUGAAGGCGGGAAAUAUUAUAAAAUGUGCAAUGGCGUCAUGGAUGACGGUAACAAGUAUGGAUGAGUGGACUCUUCUUUAGGCCCACAUGUUUGAGAGUUGACACUUCCACUAUCCUAUUUUUAUAAACUUUUCUUCUGGAAAUUUGAUAGAGAUGAUUCAUUAUUUAUUACUUUUAUUUCGGCCAUCCAGUGGCUUAGUUCACGUGUUUCAUGGCCGCAACAACCAGUUAAAUGCAACAAAGAAUGAUCUUUCGGAAAUAGAUAAAACUCCCUACAAUAUCAGAGGCAAAGCGACAACUCCUACAGGCCUCUCGUUUAACUCUAUUUUUGUGGCCUUUUACUAUAUAAAACCCAAAGGCCCAUUUUCAAAUCGAUAUUAUAUCAUAAUCAGACCGACCAUCACCGUCGUGACGUCUCUUUUUUAAAACAAUGUCGUGCUUCAAAUCCAAAUACGCCGAUGAGCUCAUCGCCAAUGCCGCAUACAUUGGUACUCCAGGGAAAGGUAUUCUCGCCGCUGAUGAAUCCACAGGAACCAUAGGAAAACGUUUCGCAAGCAUUAACGUCGAGAACGUUGAAUCAAACAGACGUGCUCUACGUGAGCUUUUGUUCACCACUCCAGGAGCUCUCCAAUACAUCAGUGGUAUCAUCCUCUUUGAGGAAACUCUCUACCAGAAAACAGCUUCAGGGAAACCAUUUGUUGAUGUAAUGAAGGGAGCUGGAGUCCUUCCUGGUAUCAAAGUCGAUAAAGGAACUGUUGAGCUCGCUGGUACAGAUGGCGAAACCACAACCAUUGGCCUCGACGGGCUCGGAGACCGUUGCAAGAAAUACUAUGAAGCCGGUGCACGUUUUGCCAAAUGGCGUGCCGUUCUCAAAAUCGGAGCUAACGAGCCUUCCGAGUUAGCCAUCCACGAGAACGCUUACGGUCUAGCGAGGUAUGCGGUCAUUUGCCAAGAGAACGGUCUCGUCCCCAUCGUCGAACCAGAGAUCCUCGUGGACGGAUCUCACGAUAUUGAGAAAUGUGCUUACAUCACGGAACGUGUCCUCGCAGCUUGUUACAAGGCUCUUAACGAUCACCACGUGAUCUUAGAAGGAACGCUCUUGAAGCCGAACAUGGUUACUCCAGGUUCGGACAGCAAGUCUAGGGCUGAACCCAAAGUGAUCGCAGAGCACACUGUCCGUGCUUUACAGCGUACUGUCCCCGCGGCGGUUCCAGCCGUUGUGUUCUUGUCUGGAGGACAGAGUGAGGAACAAGCAACUGUGAAUUUAAACGCUAUUAAUCAAUUCAAAGGUAAGAAACCAUGGAGCUUGACGUUUUCGUAUGGACGUGCCCUUCAGCAGAGUACGCUCAAGGCUUGGGGAGGUAAAGAGGAGAAUGUUGAGAAGGCUCAAAAGGCGUUCUUGGCUAGAGCCAAGGCUAACUCGGAGGCAACUACUGGUGCCUACAAAGGUGAUGCUCAGCUCGGUGAAGGUGCUUCUGAGAGCCUUCACGUUAAAGACUACAAAUACUAAAAAAAGUAUUUUGGGGAUUUAUAAUUAAUUUGUUGAAAAUUUUGGUAUUUUUACGUAAUAUUAUUUAAUCAUAACCUAACCGUCUUUAAUUAUUUGUUUUUCGGCUUUUUGGGUGGUAUAUAUAUUAUCCUGGUGUACAUAAUUUUUUGACAUUUUCACUAUUUUGUAAUGAUGAAAUCCUCUCUAGGGGAAAUUUUGUUGUAAUAAUGAUAUGCUUUGUAAACUUAAUUUAUUGAAAAAUAUGUAACUUACACUAACAUCUUAUAAAAAAUAAACACGCGUGUUUGGU